AUGAUAGCCACAGAGACAGCUGGGCUUCAAAUUCGCUUCCAGCUUGUUACGUGGGGUGACACACAGCGCGAAAUCACCUUCCGUCGUCGGCUGGAGAUGUGUGAGCUACAGCGUCUUACAAGAGUCUACCAGAGCUUCGUCACCACGCCGAUGCUGCAUCCACCAACGGAUGGGGAGAACAUACAAUGGCCUCCACGCUCUCUGGAGGAUAAUUCUCACCUUUCCGAAGUAGUCCUCGCUUCCACCGCCAACAAUCACCGCAGCAUCAGUGAGGAUCGCCGGCAGCUCGUUUCAGAGCUCGAAACGACAUUGGAAGAUCUGCAAUCCAUGCUGUUCCAGAAGGAACAGGAGCUUCAGCACCUGGCCUCCCAGCUCGAGGAGGAGCGUCGUUGCAGUGAGCAGAAUGUAGCGGACUUGCAGAGCCAACUAAUUACAAUGCGUCUGGACCAUGCGUGCAUGGAUAAAGAGCUCGAGAGCAUCUCUGCAGCUCUCCUCGACAAGCAAGAGUCCUGCAACGUACUGCGACAGCUCAUCACUGAAAGUGAGGAGCGACACCGGUUUGACAUACAGCAAGCAGAACAACAAUACGCAGUACUCGAAGAGGAACGCGCACACCUCAUCGAUUACUAUAAAGCUCAGAUUACCUCGUUAAGCGACCAGCUACGAAAGGCUGACAACCAACAACCAGCUGCACAACACACCUCAGACAGCGCCCACAGCACCUACGCUCCAGCACAAGAAGACAUGGAAAACCUGAACACUCACGUAUCUACAUACCAUGAGCAGAAUAACAAGCACCCAUCGCUUACCCUCUCCACGCGCGGCAUCGUGGAUGCGGUGCGCAGCGAGUACGAGGCGCGGGCUGCUGAGCUUGUGGACUCCGCGGAGCUCGUGGAGGCGCGCGACGCGCUGGCGGCGGCGGAGCAGCGGUGCGCCGCGCUGGCCGCUGCCCAGGCGGAGGCUGCUGCUGCGCUGGAGGCGAAGAGCGCGGCGUCCGAGAGCGAGCUGGCUGCUGCGCGCGACGCGAUGCGCGCUGCUGAGGCGCGGCUUGCGGAGGCGGACGCCGAGCAUGCCCGCGUGGUUGCUGCGCUGGAGGCGAAGGCGUGUGCUGCCGAGCGUGAGGCCGCUGCUGCGCUGGAGGCGAAGAGCGCGGCGUCCGAGAGCGAGCUGGCUGCUGCGCGCGACGCGAUGCGCACUGCUGAGGCGCGGCUGGCGGAGGCGGACGCCGAGCAUGCCCGCGUGGUUGCUGCGCUGGAGGCGAAGAGCGCGGCGUCCGAGAGCGAGCUGGCUGCUGCGCGCGACGCGAUGCGCGCUGCUGAGGCGCGGCUGGCGGAGGCGGACGCCGAGCAUGCCCGCGUGGUUGCUGCGCUGGAGGCGAAGGCGUGUGCUGCCGAGCGUGAGGCCGCUGCUGCGCUGGAGGCGAAGAGCGCGGCGUCCGAGAGCGAGCUGGCUGCUGCGCGCGACGCGAUGCGCGCUGCUGAGGCGCGGCUGGCGGAGGCGGACGCCGAGCAUGCCCGCGUGGUUGCUGCGCUGGAGGCGAAGGCGUGUGCUGCCGAGCGUGAGGCCGCUGCUGCGCGCGCGAAGGAGGAGGCCGUUGUGAGCUGCACGCGCGGCAUCGUGGAUGCGGUGCGCAGCGAGUACGAGGCGCGGGCUGCUGAGCUUGUGGACUCCGCGGAGCUCGUGGAGGCGCGCGACGCGCUGGCGGCGGCGGAGCAGCGGUGCGCCGCGCUGGCCGCUGCCCAGGCGGAGGCUGCUGCUGCGCUGGAGGCGAAGAGCGCGGCGUCCGAGAGCGAGCUGGCUGCUGCGCGCGACGCGAUGCGCGCUGCUGAGGCGCGGCUGGCAGAGGCGGACGCCGAGCAUGCCCGCGUGGUUGCUGCGCUGGAGGCGAAGAGCGCGGCGUCCGAGAGCGAGCUGGCUGCUGCGCGCGACGCGAUGCGCGCUGCUGAGGCGCGGCUGGCGGAGGCGGACGCCGAGCAUGCCCGCGUGGUUGCUGCGCUGGAGGCGAAGGCGUGUGCUGCCGAGCGUGAGGCCGCUGCUGCGCGCGCGAAGGAGGAGGCCGUUGUGAGCUGCACGCGCGGCAUCGUGGAUGCGGUGCGCAGCGAGUACGAGGCGCGGGCUGCUGAGCUUGUGGACUCCGCGGAGCUCGUGGAGGCGCGCGACGCGCUGGCGGCGGCGGAGCAGCGGUGCGCCGCGCUGGCCGCUGCCCAGGCGGAGGCUGCUGCUGCGCUGGAGGCGAAGAGCGCGGCGUCCGAGAGCGAGCUGGCUGCUGCGCGCGACGCGAUGCGCACUGCUGAGGAGCGGCUGGCGGAGGCGGACGCCGAGCAUGCCCGCGUGGUUGCUGCGCUGGAGGCGAAGAGCGCGGCGUCCGAGAGCGAGCUGGCUGCUGCGCGCGACGCGAUACGCGCUGCUGAGGAGCGGCUGGCGGAGGCGGACGCUGAGCAUGCCCGCGUGGUUGCUGCGCUGGAGGCGAAGGCGUGUGCUGCCGAGCGUGAGGCCGCUGCUGCGCUGGAGGCGAAGAGCGCGGCGUCCGAGAGCGAGCUGGCUGCUGCGCGCGACGCGAUACGCGCUGCUGAGGCGCGGCUGGCGGAGGCGGACGCCGAGCAUGCCCGCGUGGUUGCUGCGCUGGAGGCGAAGGCGUGUGCUGCCGAGCGUGAGGCCGCUGCUGCGCUGGAGGCGAAGAGCGCGGCGUCCGAGAGCGAGCUGGCUGCUGCGCGCGACGCGAUGCGCGCUGCUGAGGCGCGGCUGGCGGAGGCGGACGCCGAGCAUGCCCGCGUGGUUGCUGCGCUGGAGGCGAAGGCGUGUGCUGCCGAGCGUGAGGCCGCUGCUGCGCGCGCGAAGGAGGAGGCCGUUGUGAGCUGCACGCGCGGCAUCGUGGAUGCGGUGCGCAGCGAGUACGAGGCGCGGGCUGCUGAGCUUGUGGACUCCGCGGAGCUCGUGGAGGCGCGCGACGCGCUGGCGGCGGCGGAGCAGCGGUGCGCCGCGCUGGCCGCUGCCCAGGCGGAGGCUGCUGCUGCGCUGGAGGCGAAGAGCGCGGCGUCCGAGAGCGAGCUGGCUGCUGCGCGCGACGCGAUGCGCGCUGCUGAGGAGCGGCUGGCGGAGGCGGACGCCGAGCAUGCCCGCGUGGUUGCUGCGCUGGAGGCGAAGGCGUGUGCUGCCGAGCGUGAGGCCGCUGCUGCGCUGGAGGCGAAGAGCGCGGCGUCCGAGAGCGAGCUGGCUGCUGCGCGCGACGCGAUGCGCGCUGCUGAGGCGCGGCUGGCGGAGGCGGACGCCGAGCAUGCCCGCGUGGUUGCUGCGCUGGAGGCGAAGGCGUGUGCUGCCGAGCGUGAGGCCGCUGCUGCGCGCGCGAAGGAGGAGGCCGUUGUGAGCUGCACGCGCGGCAUCGUGGAUGCGGUGCGCAGCGAGUACGAGGCGCGGGCUGCUGAGCUUGUGGACUCCGCGGAGCUCGUGGAGGCGCGCGACGCGCUGGCGGCGGCGGAGCAGCGGUGCGCCGCGCUGGCCGCUGCCCAGGCGGAGGCUGCUGCUGCGCUGGAGGCGAAGAGCGCGGCGUCCGAGAGCGAGCUGGCUGCUGCGCGCGACGCGAUGCGCACUGCUGAGGAGCGGCUGGCGGAGGCGGACGCCGAGCAUGCCCGCGUGGUUGCUGCGCUGGAGGCGAAGAGCGCGGCGUCCGAGAGCGAGCUGGCUGCUGCGCGCGACGCGAUACGCGCUGCUGAGGAGCGGCUGGCGGAGGCGGACGCUGAGCAUGCCCGCGUGGUUGCUGCGCUGGAGGCGAAGGCGUGUGCUGCCGAGCGUGAGGCCGCUGCUGCGCUGGAGGCGAAGAGCGCGGCGUCCGAGAGCGAGCUGGCUGCUGCGCGCGACGCGAUGCGCGCUGCUGAGGCGCGGCUGGCAGAGGCGGACGCCGAGCAUGCCCGCGUGGUUGCUGCGCUGGAGGCGAAGAGCGCGGCGUCCGAGAGCGAGCUGGCUGCUGCGCGCGACGCGAUACGCGCUGCUGAGGAGCGGCUGGCGGAGGCGGACGCUGAGCAUGCCCGCGUGGUUGCUGCGCUGGAGGCGAAGGCGUGUGCUGCCGAGCGUGAGGCCGCUGCUGCGCUGGAGGCGAAGAGCGCGGCGUCCGAGAGCGAGCUGGCUGCUGCGCGCGACGCGAUGCGCGCUGCUGAGGCGCGGCUUGCGGAGGCGGACGCCGAGCAUGCCCGCGUGGUUGCUGCGCUGGAGGCGAAGGCGUGUGCUGCCGAGCGUGAGGCCGCUGCUGCGCGCGCGAAGGAGGAGGCCGUUGUGAGCUGCACGCGCGGCAUCGUGGAUGCGGUGCGCAGCGAGUACGAGGCGCGGGCUGCUGAGCUUGUGGACUCCGCGGAGCUCGUGGAGGCGCGCGACGCGCUGGCGGCGGCGGAGCAGCGGUGCGCCGCGCUGGCCGCUGCCCAGGCGGAGGCUGCUGCUGCGCUGGAGGCGAAGAGCGCGGCGUCCGAGAGCGAGCUGGCUGCUGCGCGCGACGCGAUGCGCGCUGCUGAGGAGCGGCUGGCGGAGGCGGACGCCGAGCAUGCCCGCGUGGUUGCUGCGCUGGAGGCGAAGAGCGCGGCGUCCGAGAGCGAGCUGGCUGCUGCGCGCGACGCGAUACGCGCUGCUGAGGAGCGGCUGGCGGAGGCGGACGCUGAGCAUGCCCGCGUGGUUGCUGCGCUGGAGGCGAAGGCGUGUGCUGCCGAGCGUGAGGCCGCUGCUGCGCGCGCGAAGGAGGAGGCCGUUGUGAGCUGCACGCGCGGCAUCGUGGAUGCGGUGCGCAGCGAGUACGAGGCGCGGGCUGCUGAGCUUGUGGACUCCGCGGAGCUCGUGGAGGCGCGCGACGCGCUGGCGGCGGCGGAGCAGCGGUGCGCCGCGCUGGCCGCUGCCCAGGCGGAGGCUGCUGCUGCGCUGGAGGCAAAGAGCGCGGCGUCCGAGAGCGAGCUGGCUGCUGCGCGCGACGCGAUACGCGCUGCUGAGGAGCGGCUGGCGGAGGCGGACGCUGAGCAUGCCCGCGUGGUUGCUGCGCUGGAGGCGAAGGCGUGUGCUGCCGAGCGUGAGGCCGCUGCUGCGCGCGCGAAGGAGGAGGCCGUUGUGAGCUGCACGCGCGGCAUCGUGGAUGCGGUGCGCAGCGAGUACGAGGCGCGGGCUGCUGAGCUUGUGGACUCCGCGGAGCUCGUGGAGGCGCGCGACGCGCUGGCGGCGGCGGAGCAGCGGUGCGCCGCGCUGGCCGCUGCCCAGGCGGAGGCUGCUGCUGCGCUGGAGGCAAAGAGCGCGGCGUCCGAGAGCGAGCUGGCUGCUGCGCGCGACGCGAUACGCGCUGCUGAGGCGCGGCUGGCGGAGGCGGACGCCGAGCAUGCCCGCGUGGUUGCUGCGCUGGAGGCGAAGGCGUGUGCUGCCGAGCGUGAGGCCGCUGCUGCGCUGGAGGCGAAGAGCGCGGCGUCCGAGAGCGAGCUGGCUGCUGCGCGCGACGCGAUGCGCGCUGCUGAGGCGCGGCUGGCGGAGGCGGACGCCGAGCAUGCCCGCGUGGUUGCUGCGCUGGAGGCGAAGGCGUGUGCUGCCGAGCGUGAGGCCGCUGCUGCGCGCGCGAAGGAGGAGGCCGUUGUGAGCUGCACGCGCGGCAUCGUGGAUGCGGUGCGCAGCGAGUACGAGGCGCGGGCUGCUGAGCUUGUGGACUCCGCGGAGCUCGUGGAGGCGCGCGACGCGCUGGCGGCGGCGGAGCAGCGGUGCGCCGCGCUGGCCGCUGCCCAGGCGGAGGCUGCUGCUGCGCUGGAGGCGAAGAGCGCGGCGUCCGAGAGCGAGCUGGCUGCUGCGCGCGACGCGAUGCGCACUGCUGAGGCGCGGCUGGCGGAGGCGGACGCCGAGCAUGCCCGCGUGGUUGCUGCGCUGGAGGCGAAGGCGUGUGCUGCCGAGCGUGAGGCCGCUGCUGCGCGCGCGAAGGAGGAGGCCGUUGUGAGCUGCACGCGCGGCAUCGUGGAUGCGGUGCGCAGCGAGUACGAGGCGCGGGCUGCUGAGCUUGUGGACUCCGCGGAGCUCGUGGAGGCGCGCGACGCGCUGGCGGCGGCGGAGCAGCGGUGCGCCGCGCUGGCCGCUGCCCAGGCGGAGGCUGCUGCUGCGCUGGAGGCAAAGAGCGCGGCGUCCGAGAGCGAGCUGGCUGCUGCGCGCGACGCGAUACGCGCUGCUGAGGCGCGGCUGGCGGAGGCGGACGCCGAGCAUGCCCGCGUGGUUGCUGCGCUGGAGGCGAAGGCGUGUGCUGCCGAGCGUGAGGCCGCUGGUGCGCUGGAGGCGAAGAGCGCGGCGUCCGAGAGCGAGCUGGCUGCUGCGCGCGACGCGAUGCGCGCUGCUGAGGCGCGGCUGGCAGAGGCGGACGCCGAGCAUGCCCGCGUGGUUGCUGCGCUGGAGGCGAAGAGCGCGGCGUCCGAGAGCGAGCUGGCUGCUGCGCGCGACGCGAUGCGCGCUGCUGAGGCGCGGCUGGCGGAGGCGGACGCCGAGCAUGCCCGCGUGGUUGCUGCGCUGGAGGCGAAGGCGUGUGCUGCCGAGCGUGAGGCCGCUGCUGCGCGCGCGAAGGAGGAGGCCGUUGUGAGCUGCACGCGCGGCAUCGUGGAUGCGGUGCGCAGCGAGUACGAGGCGCGGGCUGCUGAGCUUGUGGACUCCGCGGAGCUCGUGGAGGCGCGCGACGCGCUGGCGGCGGCGGAGCAGCGGUGCGCCGCGCUGGCCGCUGCCCAGGCGGAGGCUGCUGCUGCGCUGGAGGCGAAGAGCGCGGCGUCCGAGAGCGAGCUGGCUGCUGCGCGCGACGCGAUACGCGCUGCUGAGGCGCGGCUGGCGGAGGCGGACGCCGAGCAUGCCCGCGUGGUUGCUGCGCUGGAGGCGAAGGCGUGUGCUGCCGAGCGUGAGGCCGCUGCUGCGCUGGAGGCGAAGAGCGCGGCGUCCGAGAGCGAGCUGGCUGCUGCGCGCGACGCGAUGCGCGCUGCUGAGGCGCGGCUGGCGGAGGCGGACGCCGAGCAUGCCCGCGUGGUUGCUGCGCUGGAGGCGAAGGCGUGUGCUGCCGAGCGUGAGGCCGCUGCUGCGCGCGCGAAGGAGGAGGCCGUUGUGAGCUGCACGCGCGGCAUCGUGGAUGCGGUGCGCAGCGAGUACGAGGCGCGGGCUGCUGAGCUUGUGGACUCCGCGGAGCUCGUGGAGGCGCGCGACGCGCUGGCGGCGGCGGAACAACGGUGCGCCGCGCUGGCCGCUGCCCAUGCGGAGGCUGCUGCUGCGCUGGAGGCAAAGAGCGCGGCGUCCGAGAGCGAGCUGGCUGCUGCGCGCGACGCGAUACGCGCUGCUGAGGCGCGGCUGGCAGAGGCGGACGCCGAGCAUGCCCGCGUGGUUGCUGCGCUGGAGGCGAAGAGCGCGGCGUCCGAGAGCGAGCUGGCUGCUGCGCGCGACGCGAUACGCGCUGCUGAGGAGCGGCUGGCGGAGGCGGACGCUGAGCAUGCCCGCGUGGUUGCUGCGCUGGAGGCGAAGGCGUGUGCUGCCGAGCGUGAGGCCGCUGCUGCGCUGGAGGCGAAGAGCGCGGCGUCCGAGAGCGAGCUGGCUGCUGCGCGCGACGCGAUACGCGCUGCUGAGGCGCGGCUGGCGGAGGCGGACGCCGAGCAUGCCCGCGUGGUUGCUGCGCUGGAGGCGAAGGCGUGUGCUGCCGAGCGUGAGGCCGCUGCUGCGCUGGAGGCGAAGAGCGCGGCGUCCGAGAGCGAGCUGGCUGCUGCGCGCGACGCGAUGCGCGCUGCUGAGGCGCGGCUGGCGGAGGCGGACGCCGAGCAUGCCCGCGUGGUUGCUGCGCUGGAGGCGAAGGCGUGUGCUGCCGAGCGUGAGGCCGCUGCUGCGCGCGCGAAGGAGGAGGCCGUUGUGAGCUGCACGCGCGGCAUCGUGGAUGCGGUGCGCAGCGAGUACGAGGCGCGGGCUGCUGAGCUUGUGGACUCCGCGGAGCUCGUGGAGGCGCGCGACGCGCUGGCGGCGGCGGAGCAGCGGUGCGCCGCGCUGGCCGCUGCCCAGGCGGAGGCUGCUGCUGCGCUGGAGGCGAAGAGCGCGGCGUCCGAGAGCGAGCUGGCUGCUGCGCGCGACGCGAUGCGCACUGCUGAGGAGCGGCUGGCGGAGGCGGACGCCGAGCAUGCCCGCGUGGUUGCUGCGCUGGAGGCGAAGGCGUGUGCUGCCGAGCGUGAGGCCGCUGCUGCGCUGGAGGCGAAGAGCGCGGCGUCCGAGAGCGAGCUGGCUGCUGCGCGCGACGCGAUGCGCACUGCUGAGGAGCGGCUGGCGGAGGCGGACGCCGAGCAUGCCCGCGUGGUUGCUGCGCUGGAGGCGAAGGCGUGUGCUGCCGAGCGUGAGGCCGCUGCUGCGCUGGAGGCGAAGAGCGCGGCGUCCGAGAGCGAGCUGGCUGCUGCGCGCGACGCGAUGCGCACUGCUGAGGAGCGGCUGGCGGAGGCGGGCGCCGAGCAUGCCCGCGUGGUUGCUGCGCUGGAGGCGAAGGCGUGUGCUGCCGAGCGUGAGGCCGCUGCUGCGCUGGAGGCGAAGAGCGCGGCGUUCGAGAGCGAGGUGGCUGCUGCGGGUGAUCCGUUAUGCGGCGGUGGUGAAGUGUGUUCAGAAAAUCCUCUAACCUCGCUCGUCAUUUGUGAGUCUCGGGAGUAUUUCGUUGCUGGAAUGGAGUACGGCGUUGAAGUUUUGCGGCAGGAGUUCGAAACGCGUGCGAAUAAGCUGGUUAGCUGCACGCGCCGUAUCGUUGGAGCGAGCACUGCUGUGGAGGCAGCGCGUCGAAGGUGUGCGGAGGUGAAUGCGGAGUUGGCGCGUGCGAACGCAGGUCGUUUCGAGGAAAAGGAGUUGUUGAGGGGAGAGGUUGUUGCGGCCCAGUCUGAGUUGAUCGCUAUGAUGGAGCGCUACCGCGAGGCCGAGGCGGCAGCUGAUGAAGAGGACAUCGAAGAAGAGCACCCGUGUGAGGCAUUAUUCUCUGCGUUGACUCGAGAACUGAAAGAUGCCCGGGAAAAGUUGAAAACAAUGCAGCAGCUUAACCGAAUGCUACGGGAGAAGUUCCGAGCUGAUCUGCAAGCAGCGGAGAGAAGCACACGGUUUGCAAGUUGA
This is a messenger RNA of Leishmania major strain Friedlin, 9087 nucleotides long. RefSeq lists its product as hypothetical. Gene Ontology annotation, molecular function: hyaluronic acid binding. Lineage: Eukaryota; Euglenozoa; Kinetoplastea; Trypanosomatida; Trypanosomatidae. The record is from RefSeq and is a predicted model, not a curated record. The transcript has a single exon. The coding region runs from base 1 to 9087 and encodes 3028 amino acids.